CCGCGAGCCUCUAAAGACACAUUCGCCGCCGCUCCACGAACCUUUCAGCACACUCUCUCUUGUCCAAGAUUAGGCGUUCUAGCGGAAACCAUGGCCUCUAUACCAGUGAUUGUAAAGCACCAGGGCAAGAAGCACGAGGUCGAAGUCGACACCACCUCCAACGGCGAGACAUUCAAGUACCAGCUCUUCUCCAUUACCGGCGUCGAGCCCGAGCGCCAAAAGAUCCUCGUCAAGGGUGGUCAGCUUAAAGAUGACGCCGACAUGUCGAAGCUAGGCCUCAAAGCCAACCAGACGAUCAUGAUGAUGGGCACGCCCUCUGGAGAUGGCAAUGUCAUCGAGAAGCCCAAGGAGAAGAUCAAGUUCUUGGAAGACAUGGAUGAGGCCGAAGCCGCGCAGUUGGAAGGUGCUACGCCUGCUGGCCUACAGAAUCUAGGCAACACCUGUUACAUGAACUCUACGCUGCAGACUUUAAGGUCUAUUCCCGAGCUACAGGAGGAGCUUCUGCGGUACUCUGCUAGCAACGACGCUGGAUCAUCUAGCUCCGCACGACAGCUUAGCCAGCUUGGGCUCGGUGGCCUCGGUGCAUCUACCGAUCUUACUGGAUCCCUUCGCGAUCUCUUCAAACAGAUGUCAGAGACUCAGCAAGGCUUUCCUCCUCUGAUGUUCCUGAACGCCCUUCGAACCGCAUUUCCCCAAUUCGCGCAGAAGUCGAAGGACGGACAUGGCUAUGCACAGCAAGAUGCGGAGGAGGCCUGGUCGCAGAUUGUCUCGCAGCUCCGACAGAAGCUGAAAACCAAGGACAGCGAGACACAGUCGGACGCGGAUAAGCAGAAGGAGCUUUCAUGGAUCGACAAGUAUAUGGCCGGCAAAUUCGAAUCGGUCAUGGAAUGUGACGAGCCCGCGGCGAAGGAAGGCGGCGAGGAGUCAGUGCACAGUGAGGAUCUCUUCUUCAAGCUCAACUGCCAUAUCAACGUAGAGACGAACCACUUGCGAGACGGACUCGCUGCGGGGUUAAAGGAACAGAUUGAGAAGCGAUCAGAGGUUCUAGGCCGCAAUGCACUGUAUACGAAAACUUCGCGCAUCGCCCGCCUGCCAAAGCACCUACCAGUACACUUCGUGCGCUUCGACUGGCGACGAGACACCAACAAGAAGGCGAAGAUCAUGCGCAAGGUCACAUUUCCUGAGGAAUUGGACGCACUAGAGUUUUGUACCGAUGAGCUUCGGAAGCAGCUUGUUCCCAUCCGCGACAAGAUUCGCGAUGUUCGAAAGGAAGAGCAGGAUGAUGAGCGAGCUCGUAAGAGGCAGAAGCGCAUGAAGGCUGGCGAGGAGAACGAUGUCGAAUCUAGUAGCAAGGAGCCCUUGCAGAAGAAGAAGGAUGCCGAAAAGAAGAAAGAGGAUGCAAAAAAGCCAGUUGAAGAUACAAAGAUGGAGGACGUUGAGUAUAAGACAGACGCUCAGCGUGACGCCGAACGUGCCGCAUCCAUUCUUGUUGCCAAGAAGGAGCUUCUUGCGUUGGUGGAUUCAAAGCUCGCCGCGGACGAAGGGGCCAACCAGACCGGGCUCUAUGAGUUAAGAGGUGUCAUUACGCAUCAGGGCGCCAGUGCUGAUAGUGGACAUUACACCUCCUUCGUCAAGAAGCAGGGCCCCAAGGACCCGGUCACUGGUAAGCGGAAAGAGGAGGACGGAAAGUGGUGGUGGUUCAACGAUGAGAAGGUCUCUGAGGUCGAUGCUGAGAGAAUUCAGACCUUGUCCGGUGGCGGACAAAGUCAUUCGGCCUUGAUCCUCCUGUACCGCGCAGUUCCGCUGCCCACCAUUGACGAGGAUGUUCAGAUGAGCGAAGCAUAAACUACUCGGAGAGGAUGACACACUUUCUGCACACAUCUAGAUUCCUCGCCACUCAGAGCAGUAGCAUUGGUGAUGCAUGGCAUUGGCGUUGCAUAAGAGGCUAUGGACAUGGUAGUAUGAUCAAAAGCGUAUAAUGAUAUGACGAAUUCAAGAGCCUGCAAUAGAAGAAACGGUCUGCAUCUCGUCCAAGCGUGCAUGUUUCCUUGUUCAUCAUCACAUCACCACGCGUCGUAGGAACGCGUCGAACUUCGCUGCCAAGCCUCAUGACUGCUCCUGUCCCUCAGCUACACUCGUACCUUUCCACCACCCCUUCGUCUCUCAUUUUCUCUGUACGCU
This is a messenger RNA of Cucurbitaria berberidis CBS 394.84, 2181 nucleotides long. RefSeq names its product ubiquitin C-terminal hydrolase-like protein. Bases 91 to 1845 code for a protein of 584 amino acids. Gene Ontology annotation, molecular function: cysteine-type deubiquitinase activity; proteasome binding; protein binding. Gene Ontology annotation, biological process: regulation of proteasomal protein catabolic process; proteasome-mediated ubiquitin-dependent protein catabolic process; protein deubiquitination. The record is from RefSeq and is a predicted model, not a curated record. Lineage: Eukaryota; Fungi; Ascomycota; Dothideomycetes; Pleosporales; Cucurbitariaceae. The transcript has 4 exons.